This is a messenger RNA of Microthlaspi erraticum, 546 nucleotides long. The record is from the annotation of a GenBank genome assembly. NCBI's taxonomy places the organism in Eukaryota, Viridiplantae, Streptophyta, Magnoliopsida, Brassicales, Brassicaceae.
AUGCGCAUGUACCAUCGAGGAGAAAUCCCGCCAAUGGACGGUGAUAGGUCCCAAGGAAAAAGCUUCCCGCCGAAACCACCAAAAUCUGGGCAGCAGGAGAAGCGCGGACGACAACCCCGUCCGAGGAAGGAUGCAGAAAAGGCGGAAGCCCCUUGGGAAAAGGAAUCGCUCCUGGAUAACGACGAUUCCAUAUCGGCGAUCAAGGAAUACGAACGAAAGGCCGUCGCGGCACAACGCUACCCGUAUAUCCAUAAAGGGAUCCCUACCAUCUCCUUCACGGAUAAGGAUGCGAGCGGGCUGGACAUCCCUCACCUUGACCCACUCGUAAUCACUCUACAGAUCCACGACUGUGACGUCGCGAAGGUCCUGGUUGAUACCGGGAGCACGGUGAACCUCAUCUUUCUGGAAACACUGAACCGCAUGGGGUGGAGGAAGGAUCUAUCAAACCUACAUCCCGUCCCCUCACCGGUUUCACCGCCGAGCAUGUUUACAGCUGUGGCACAGUCCGGCUCCCCGUUUAUGUCGGCGGAAUUUCAAAGCUCUUGA